This is a messenger RNA of Fulmarus glacialis (Northern fulmar), 210 nucleotides long. RefSeq names its product dolichyl-phosphate mannosyltransferase polypeptide 2, regulatory subunit (gene DPM2). The transcript has 3 exons. The record is from RefSeq and is a predicted model, not a curated record. Gene Ontology annotation, molecular function: enzyme regulator activity. NCBI's taxonomy places the organism in Eukaryota, Metazoa, Chordata, Aves, Procellariiformes, Procellariidae. Gene Ontology annotation, cellular component: dolichol-phosphate-mannose synthase complex; endoplasmic reticulum membrane. Gene Ontology annotation, biological process: GPI anchor biosynthetic process. The annotation marks the transcript as partial.
GUUCUCUUUGUUUACUACACUCUCUGGAUCAUCAUACUGCCCUUCAUCGACAGCGACCACGGGAUCCACCAGUACUUCUUGCCUAGGGAGUAUGCGGUUAUCAUCCCCGUGGUGGCUGGGCUGCUGCUGCUGCUAUUUAUAGGUGAGCGUUUUUGUUUUGUAAUGGUCGUGAUGUGGAAGAGCAGGAAACCUGCCGAGAAAUCGGACUGA